Messenger RNA from Corticium candelabrum, 1342 nucleotides. RefSeq lists its product as uncharacterized. The record is from RefSeq and is a predicted model, not a curated record. Lineage: Eukaryota; Metazoa; Porifera; Homoscleromorpha; Homosclerophorida; Plakinidae. The transcript has 4 exons. The coding region runs from base 549 to 1142 and encodes 197 amino acids.
CUCUGCUCUCUCUCUUCGUCUUGCUCCUAGCUACAACGCCAGAAGCGUUGACAAUGCUACAGCCAAGUGGAAUUCAGACGCAUUCACGGAUUAGCACCGCUUUGGAAAGCGCUGUCUACCGUACUUCAGGGAAAGCCAAUGAAGAGAAAAGCGGUCGCAGCGUCAAGACCAAACGAUUUGAUGACUACAGUCCGUACAGCAGCAAUCCGUACGAUGCGGGUCCCAUUGACAUGUGCAGCUAUCCUCAAAUAGACGUGUGCAACUUACCCGCCGGAUACACUGUAUCCGAGUACUCUGCUCGAGGCGCUUCAAGUUUAAACGACGUUUUCACGACGGCGAAAAACAAUCUUUUACAGCUAGACAGUCCAACAUGUGCAACGUCUGUAUUGAAUGUGAGAUGCAGACAUUCAGUCGUUCCUCAGUGCGUCUCCAAUACAACAGUUCGAUAUCCUGGAAAUUUCAUGGAAGAUUGUCGGAAAGCAACUCAAUAAUGCUCGAGACUACUGUACGCAAAGCCUAACUUUUAUGAAAUCGUAAGCGCUGCAGUCAUGAAAGGCGGAGAGUUCUCUCUAACAAAAUGUCGUCUUCCAAAUGUUGACGGUUGUACCGAUUCUCGCCCGUCUCCCAACUGGCUUGUCGCCGAGUUUGAAUAUCUAUCUUCGAAGGCGCCAUUCAGAUCUACUGUCAGUAAACUACACCUCUAUGGAACGUGCAAAAGCAAUUUUAUACGUUUGGCUUGUACGAAACCGUCGUGCGAAUCUAACAAUCGUAUGCGUUGCUAUAAGAACCGUGCAGAAUGCAACGACUUUCUGAAUUGCAUCAGCAAUUUCGAAACAAAACAAAUCCUUGAAAAAAGUCUCUUGUGUGAUGUUGUCGACCAUUUUCGUAACCCCAGCACAUGCGCUGGAAAGACUCGAUCUUGUCACAUUUCUAAUAACGACGCUACUAUCUAUAGGGAUGCGCACAAAUCGACUGAUGACGUUAGUCAUAAAGACAGCCAUGACGGUUGCGACAUAGGUUGCUACAUUGGGUUUGCUGCUGGAUGUCCUGGAGCUCUCUUUCUACUAGCAGUUGUGGCAGUCAUUGCGGAAAAGAAAGAGGCUGCAGGCAGAAGGUAUGGUGCAGCGUGCGUACGUACGUAAUGCUUACAUUCUCUUUGCAAACAAUCCUACGGUCCAUUGAAAAUCACUACCUAAAGAUUAGACCACCAAGUUCAAGACUGUACUAGCAACUGUGCUGCAUGCUGCGUAGCUCUAGCUAUAUUCUAUAGUGUUUGCUUACUUUGUAAUGUUUGACUGCGUUUCGUCAGUGUAUAGCUUACAGCUUAUAGUAUUAAAACUUU